AAGAUUGUGCGCUCUUAACUAAUCCUGAGUAAGGUGGCCACUUUGACAGUGUUCUCAUGCUGCCUCUGCCACCUUCUCGGUCUGAAGAUAGCAUUUCAACUCUAACACAGCAUGAUCGAAACAUAUAGCCAAACUGCUCCCCGAUCCGUGGCCACCGGACCACCCGUCAGUAUGAAAAUUUUUAUGUAUUUACUUACUGUUUUUCUCAUCACCCAGAUGAUUGGGUCAGCACUCUUUGCUGUGUAUCUUCACAAAAGAUUGGACAAGAUAGAAGAUGAAAGGAAUCUUUACGAAGAUUUUGUGUUCAUGAAAACGUUACAGAAAUGCAACAAAGGAGAGGGGUCCUUGUCCUUACUGAACUGUGAGGAAAUUAAAAGCCGAUUUGAAGCCUUUCUCAAGGAGAUAAUGCUAAACAAAGAAGUGAAGAAAGAAGAAAGCGUUGCGAUGCAAAAAGGUGAUCAGGAUCCUCAAAUUGCAGCCCAUGUCAUAAGUGAGGCCAGUAGUAACACAGUGUCCGUUCUCCAGUGGGCCCCGAAAGGGUACUACACCAUAAGCAGCAACCUGGUAACCCUCGAAAACGGGAAAGAGCUGGCCGUGAAAAGACAAGGACUCUAUUACAUCUAUGCCCAAGUCACCUUCUGUUCCAAUCGGGAAACUUCGAGUCAAGCUCCAUUUAUAGCUAGCCUCUGCCUGAAUUCCCCGAGCGGAUCCAAGAGAGUCUUACUCAGGGCUGCAAACACCCGCAGCUCCUCCAAACCUUGCGGGCAACAAUCCAUCCACUUGGGAGGAGUAUUUGAAUUGCAUCCAGGUGCUUCGGUGUUCGUCAACGUGACUGAUCCAAGCCAAGUGAGCCACGGGACGGGCUUCACGUCUUUUGGCUUACUCAAACUCUGAACAGUGGCACCUCGCAGGCUGCGGCUGAGCUCAUGCUGGUGGUCUUCGUAAUACAGCAAAGCAGUUAAGACCACCCCCUGUUGAACUGCCUAUUUAUAACCCUAGGAUCCUCCUCGUGGAGAACUAUUUAUUGUACACCCCCAGGCAUGUAGGGCUGCGGGCAUCCAGAGAGUCCCAUGAAAAGACGAGACCAUUAUGCGCAGAUGGAAUUGUGAGUAAACGGCAGAUCAUUAGUCAAGUUUCGUUUCAUUUCUUUGCAUGCAGUGUCUUUCCAUGGAUAAUGUAUUUGAUUUCCCAGCGAAGACGCGGAAGGGCAAUGGGGAGCCUCAGCCCUGGGUCCCCGCGGCCCUGAUGGAGGGGGCAGGCUCUAGAAAGUCUGAUGCAGCGGAGAACUGAAAAACCCUGCCCCCACCAGCCACCCUGACUCUCAUCCUCUCCCUCCUCCGCGCCCCACCCCCCGCCCCCUAGACACACACAGUCAGGCUGUUGCUAAUCGGUUAUCUUAUUUCAACCCUGUCGCGUCUCCAGCACUGUAGGCGGGAGGGGAGAGCAGAGGCAGAAGCUCUGAGGCUGCCCACUCCUCCUCCCGAAAUGACUGUAUUUAAAGGAAAUCUCUCGUAUCUACCUGCAGUCUCCCUUGUUUCCAGAGUGAACUUGUGAUGAUCUUGUUAUUUAUUUUUUGAAUAAUAAAGUGCCCUUAAUGUUAU
Molecule: messenger RNA, 1601 nt
Organism: Callorhinus ursinus (northern fur seal)
Lineage: Eukaryota; Metazoa; Chordata; Mammalia; Carnivora; Otariidae
Gene: CD40LG
Product: CD40 ligand
Biological process (GO): immune response
Cellular component (GO): membrane
Molecular function (GO): tumor necrosis factor receptor binding; CD40 receptor binding
Source: RefSeq, a predicted model, not a curated record